AUGUAUUUCUUUACCAAUGCUAUUAUGGUCUCAUUAAGUAUCAGUGGCAAUUCUAUUAUCGUUCUCAAUAUCUUACAGAAUAUGAACAUAAAUAUACUAGAAAAUGGUUCCGAUUUAGACAAUCAACGAAUAAUUGGCUUAAUAACUUUAGUCAUAGUAUCUGCCAUACCAUUCAUUAGUCUCGACUUUGAAGCUAAAACUCAAUGGAUUUUGUUCACAAUAGUAGUCCUUGCAUUCGCAGACUUUAUUAUCGGAGCAUUUUUACCGCCGACUGAGUAUCAAGAGGUCAAUGGGUUUGUGGGAUGGAGUGGCAGCUGUUUCACCACAAAUCUGUUGCCCCAAUGGAAUGGAUAUACAUUCUUCACCAUGUUCUCCAUCUAUUUGUCUGGACUUUGUGGUGACUUUACUGGAGUUACUAUGGCUUCAAGCGUACGAAAUCCAAAAGUAUCGAUACCUAAAGGGUCGCUGUUAGGCAUAUUCACAACUCAGUUGUUAUACGUCAUACAAAUGAUUUGGUUUACAUCGACGUCCAAUCGAUACGCCACCGGAAAUUUGGCUGAUUAUCAAUAUAACAACUAUACCUGUGAUUUGCAACAGAAUUGUGUCAGUGGGUGCAGCAACAACCCCUAUAUGAUGUCCAUUAUGUCUUCAUUUACAUACUUUACGAACCAAACCCAUCACAUCGAGCCUAUAUUUUCUGCCGGACUUUUGUCACAAUCCAUGUCCUCAGCUAUGAUUGCCUUUAUAAGUGCGCCCAGAAUGUUACAGUCCCUAGGAUUUGAUGAGUUGUUACCGUAUAUCAAAUGGUUUUCUAAGCCCUAUGGAACACACGCCGACCCUCGAAGGGGUUAUAUUCUGACAUUUAUUGUAUCGGUUAUAUUUGUCGGUAUUUCUGAAUUUACAAUAUUGGCCACAAUUACAUCCAUUUGCUACCUGUGCGCCUGGGGCUUGGUUAACGUAGCGUGUUUUCAUUGCGAUUAUGUCAAGGGUUCUGAUUGGAGACCUUUAUUCCGAUAUUAUAACAAAUGGUGUAGUCUUUUGACUGGAUUAGUUUGUUUCGCUUUUAUGUUUGCCAUUGAAUGGUAUAUAGGGCUGGCCCUUACCAUUUUUAUGGUCAUCAUCUAUAUAAUUAUGAUUAUACGAAAGUCAAAGGUCAGUUGGGGAGAAACACCUAUCUCUCAAUUAUAUAAAACUACUGUUUCUUUGGGCCAUAAACUGAACCGACAUCCGGAACACACCAAGACAUUUAGACCAUCAGUAUUGCUAUUAUCUGGAGUUCCCAUGAAUAACAAAGAGUUAAUAUUAAUGGCCGAUCAUAUCACAAGACACCGAGGAAUGCUAUUUAUUGGCGAUAUUGUGUGCUCUGAUUUGGCAUCUGAUUAUCGGCUCAAAGCAACUUCUGUAUGGAAUCAAUGGUUUACUGAUAACAAAAUCAAAUGCUUUUAUAAAUUGGUAACUGCAGAUACAAUUGGUGCUGGCUCCAAUAUGUUAAUACAGUGUUGCGGUUUUGGAAAUAAUUUGAGUCCCAAUGUAGUAAUGCUUGGAUUCCGGAACUCAUGGAAACAGUGCACUAACGAUGAAAUCGUUGACUAUUUUACUAUAAUUCAUCAAGUGUUUGAAAUGCGAAAGUCAUUAAUUAUUUAUCGCGACCACAAAAAGAGUAAACAUUUUAUAGAGAAACAAAAGGAUGAGAUUAGACUAUCGAAACAGUUGGGAAUUAUGAAUGCCGGCUUAAAUGCAACUACACUGAGAGGGGUAUCCAAGUUGUCAUUUAUUGAUAUAUAUUGGCUCUACGAUGACGGGGGUCUCACUCUUCUCAUACCUUAUAUAUUAUCGGAGAGAAAAAAGUGGAAAAAAUGCAAAUUAAGGAUAUUUGUGAUCGUUGAUGAAGAAUCUAAUGAUAUCAUAAAAAUGGUCUCCAAUCAGAACCCCUGA
Messenger RNA from Oppiella nova, 1935 nucleotides. Lineage: Eukaryota; Metazoa; Arthropoda; Arachnida; Sarcoptiformes; Oppiidae. The record is from the annotation of a GenBank genome assembly.